Molecule: messenger RNA, 2859 nt
Organism: Ictalurus furcatus (blue catfish)
Lineage: Eukaryota; Metazoa; Chordata; Actinopteri; Siluriformes; Ictaluridae
Gene: crb1
Product: crumbs cell polarity complex component 1
Exons: 6
Coding region: 1-2859 (952 amino acids)
Biological process (GO): establishment or maintenance of epithelial cell apical/basal polarity; heterophilic cell-cell adhesion
Cellular component (GO): protein-containing complex; plasma membrane
Molecular function (GO): calcium ion binding
Source: RefSeq, a predicted model, not a curated record
AUGGACUCAGCAUUUUGGACCGUUAACUUCGUCUGCAUCUUCUUUCUUGCGCAGUGGACAGAAGGUGUAGCACCACUGAAGGCCUUGUCUCUCUGUCUGUCCAAACCCUGCCAAAAUGGUGCAGAGUGUGAAGACGACCCCUCCACCUUCCUGUGCCAGUGCCAGUCAUGGAGUGCAGCACUGUCCAGCCUUAAGUGUACCUCCUCCAACACCCUGUGCCACCUUCAUACGUGUCAGGGCAACAUCACAUGCCAGUCUACGGGUGCCCAUCAAGGACAACUAGCUUGCCACUGUGGGAACAGCUCAUCUAGACAUAAUUGCCAUUCCAGCGCUCAGCUUUGUGCCCAGAGAUUGUGCCGCCAGAGUGCCCGUUGUCUUGCAGUGCCACAAACGAGCCCAGGCUACAUCUGCAUCUGCCAGCCAGGCUUUACUGGCACACUCUGCCAGAGAGAGGUAGACCAGUGUGUGCCCAACCCAUGCCGUAACCGGGCCAUAUGCCGGAACAGGCCAAAUGGGCCUACUUGCUUCUGUGCGCCAGGCUUCCAGGGUAAUCACUGUGAGAUUAAGGUGAAUGAGUGCACAUCACAGCCCUGCAGGAAUGGAGCUACUUGCAUGGACCAAAUUGGAUAUUAUGAAUGCCUUUGUAGGCCUGGGUACACGGGUAACUUGAAAUACACUCACAUUGAUUGUUUUUCAGGUGUCUUAUGCGAAGAGGACAUUGAUGACUGUGCGUCUCUUCCAUGUCACAAUGGAGGGUCAUGCCAUGACUCUAUAAACAGCUAUGUCUGCAUGUGCUCACCUGGUUACACUGGUGUUCAGUGCUCAAUUACCACAGUUUUCUCAUUCAAGUCAGCUGGCAACUACCUGAGCUUUCAGACGCUGCUUGUGGAUGCCGACGCUUUAUGGAACGUCACCCUGAGCUUCCGCACUGAGUUGAAAAACUCUGUACUGUUCCGGAGAAGAAGCAAAGAAGCUAUCCUCAUUCUGCAGCUGCUGGAGGGUCGGUUGCAGGCAAGCUUAAACUUUUGGAAGGAAGCAAGUGUGGAUGGUGCCAUCUGGGUACUGGAACUGCCUAAAGAAGUGGCUGAUGGAGACUGGUACACAGUGGAGGUGGCACUGGCUGAAGGCAGGCUGCUCCUGCACCUCCACAAGCAGUGCUGGGAAGAGAACUGUGCUGCAGAGGCUCAGCUGAAGAUAGACUCUAUUACACUGGAGUCAUCAGUACACAGCAUUGUGAUUGGAAGCCAUGCAGAGGGAGAAAAUUCUGGCUCAUUUAUUGGCUGUAUGCGGGAUGUUUUUGUGGACUCACAAGUGAUUACGCUAGAGGAGCGUCUAAAUGCUAUAGUUGUGAACAUCACACUCGGAUGCGAUCGUUGCUUAGAAAAUCCAUGUAAAAAUCAAGCUACAUGUGUCACACUGGGGCAGAGCUACCAGUGCAAAUGUCAGCGGCCGUAUGAGGGUCAUGAUUGCACCAAAGAUAUCCAAAAUAUUUUUCUGUUUCUUUUUUUUUUUUUAGAGUAUAUCCCUGCAAGGUUUGGUCAGAUGGGCUCUUUGAGCUAUGCUGUUUUUCCUGUGAACAAUAAGUUGGAUCUGGUCAAUCUCACCCUCUCAAUGUUUUUGCACACUCAUCAAAAGUCAGGUCUGCUGCUUGCGGUGACCAACAGGACCAGCCAGUACCUGAAUGUGUGGCUGGAACAGGGGCGACUCACAACGCAAAUCCACAGCUCCCAGACUGUAGCUUGUGAAAAUGUUGUCAGUGAUGGCCAUCUCCACUUGGUUGGCAUCUCCAUCGCUGAAGGCCAGAUAAGGCUGCUAGAAUCUGAUCUAGUGUGUGCAUCUGUGGAAGCCAGACAGAUUUAUAUUCGUACUGGGGACAAAAUUUAUGUGGGUGGUAUGGAGGAUGCAGACAUCUCAGCUCGUUUUGGUGGCUACUUUAAAGGCUGCAUCCAGGACCUUCGUCUUAAUAAUUGGCGUCUGCAGUUUUUUCCAUUUAGUCUUCCUGUGAUCUUCUACAGCCCAGAGCGCCUGGUUAAUGUAUUGGAAGGUUGUGUUGGGGAUGAACUCUGUGCUGAAAAUCCCUGUCAGAAUGGUGGGACAUGUAUUUCGCUGAGGGACAAUUUUUCAUGCAUUUGUCCCCCCAGUACAUCAGGACGGUGCUGUGAGGAGCUUCAGUGGUGUGAGCUCUCACCAUGUCCUUACCCAUCACAGUGUAUCACAGUUGGACUGGGAUAUGAGUGUAUUUCCAGAGUAACGUUUCAGAAUAAUGUAGUUCUGAGGUACCGCAGCAAUGGCCUGAUUUCCCGCCAUCUCACCAGCAUCUCCUUCAGCAUUCGCACACGCAAACGCAACGCAUUUGUGCUUCAUGCCAAUAGCAGCACAGAUUUUGUGACUGUGUCACUACAAAAUGGUCUGUUAGUGAUGGAACUGCUUAGCAUAUCUUCUGGCUCAUCCUCUUCCUCCCCACUAAUCAUGCAUAGUUUUAGAACCAUAGCUGAUGGUAAAUGGCAUAAUGUGGAGCUGUUCAUGGUUUCCCCCAAAGUCAACACUUCCAAGUGGAUCAUGCUUCUGCAAGGCAUUGUGGAAGACACUGUGACUUCCAAGUCAGCAUCUGGUAACCUGGAUUUCUUGCGAGAAGAUGUGGACAUAUUGCUUGGAGGGAAGAGCUUCAGACUGGCAAACUGGAACCUAAUUGGCUGUCUGAGUACAGUGGAGAUUGGUGGAAUAAUAUUGCCAUAUUAUGGUACCACUGAUGUGAGGCUGCCCCGCACUCAGGAAGAGCAGUUUAUAAAAAUAUCUACAGUUUCACUUCUGAGAGGGUGUAAAGGUGACAUGGUGGCAUCCUUCAUAAACAUGCAGUAA